GAGAUACAUCGGCACAUUAAUAGAAAAACCAUCAUGAUGAGACAUAGUAUUUAAGAUUUGGUGAUCGAAUUUAAAGAAAUGCAUUGAAGCAUGAUUAAUUGAAAUUAAAUGUAUGCUUUUAUAAGAGUUCAAGUGUAAGGUAAUCUUUGUCCAUCUCAAUGAUUUUAUGAGAAAAGAAAUAUCGAUCAAGUCUGCAUCAUACACUUCACAUUACAUUACCCUCAUCAUCUCUCUUUCUCUCCUUUUCUCUUUCUUCAGAUUCCUUUCCUUUUUCUCUCUCCUGUUCUACCAAGCCCUUCCUCCAUCCCACACAUCGACAGUGCAACACCAUCAAUCAAAUUCAUUGGGAGAAAAGUCCAACAAGAAUUUUGUUUUGAUUCUCUCUGUUUCCGACUAUGCAUCUUCACAAAAACUUGAUUCAAUUCUUAAUAAUUACUGAGAUUUAGUGGUCGGUUGGCUUCAAUAGACUCGAUAUCUUGCUUUUAAUUUUUUUAAAGAAUCUUUUUAUUCUGAUUCUGAAAGUUGGGCUCUUUUUUAGUUUCUUUUAUUUCUUUGGUUUCCUUUUUAUCCAUUAAAUGGGGAACAUAAAUGGUAGAGAAGACGGUGGUGGUGCCGGUGGUGAUGGUGGUAGCACCUCCUCAAUUGGUAACGACGUCGCGGCUCAGGACGCUAACUAUAUUGCUCGUACUGGUGAUGAUGGUGAGUUCAUGGGUCACUCUCCUCCUCCAAGCCCUAGGGUUUCUGGCUCUCCAUUGAUGUUCACUCCUCAGGUACCUGUGGCUCCAUUACAAAGACCUGAUGAGAUGCAGCCAAACAAUUCAUGGAUGCACACCUCUUCCAGCUAUGAAGACAUGAUGAGUGAGCAAGGAAUUCCAACAAUGAUUACAUGGAGUUAUGAUGGCAAAGAAGUUGCUGUAGAAGGCUCAUGGGACAAUUGGAAAACAAGGAAGGCAUUGCAGAGAUCAGGGAAAGAUUUUAUUAUAUUAAAAGUUCUCCCUUCAGGUGUUUAUCAGUACAGAUUUGUUGUUGAUGGACAAUGGAGGUAUUCCCCUGAUGUCCCAUGGACACAGGAUGAAGCAGGAAACACUUAUAACAUCUUGGAUUUGCAGGAAUACGUGCCGGAAGACAUUCAAAGCAUAUCUGGUUUUGAUCCACCUCAAUCCCCGGAUUCAAGCUACAACAAUUUACAACUUGGGUGUGAAGACUAUGCGAAAGAGCCACCAUUAGUUCCACCACAUCUCCAAAUGACACUACUGAAUGCACCUUCACCCCACAUGGAAAUCCCACCACCUUCAUCACGACCUCAACAUGUUGUCAUAAACCAUCUUUACAUGCAGAAAGGGAGGAGCAGUGACUCGGUUGUGGCCCUUGGAUCCACUCAUCGCUUCCUAUCCAAAUAUGUCACAGUUGUACUCUACAAAUCCAUACACCAAUGACCAAACCCUUUAUGCAAUUUCAAUUUGGUGUAAUCCGUUUUCAUGCCAAUGAUCUUGUGUUUUUUUUUUUGGGUUUUUAAUCCUUGAGAGAGGAUUUGUGGAUGUUGUUGAUGAGUUGAGUUGUGGGUUUUAUGACAAUGUAAGCGAUUAGAUGUUUGAGGUUUAUGGUCAAUGAAUUCAAAGAUGUUGAUAUUGUUGAGUAAUCUCUUGGAUUCUAUUUAUUGUUGCCCCAAUCUCUUGUUUCAAUAGAUCUUAUGUUAUUUUAUACAACUUAUGUGUCGGAUGUCCAUUUUUGGAUUCAUACAUCCAGUUGGGAAUGAUUAAGAAGUGGAAUAAACAAUGUGAAGAAAUGAACAAGGUGAAGGAAUGGAUCAUUAUAUUAUAUUAUGUUCUUAUUGUUAUUGUUAUGUUGACUAAGAAGAGGAAUAAACAAUGUAAAGAAAUGAACAAGGUGAAG
Lactuca saligna is the source of this 1893-nucleotide messenger RNA. The record is from the annotation of a GenBank genome assembly. NCBI's taxonomy places the organism in Eukaryota, Viridiplantae, Streptophyta, Magnoliopsida, Asterales, Asteraceae.